Sabethes cyaneus is the source of this 1095-nucleotide messenger RNA. It is a transcript of the gene Pcmt, whose product is annotated as protein-L-isoaspartate(D-aspartate) O-methyltransferase. The coding region runs from base 169 to 852 and encodes 227 amino acids. The record is from RefSeq and is a predicted model, not a curated record. The transcript is spliced from 4 exons. Gene Ontology annotation, molecular function: protein-L-isoaspartate (D-aspartate) O-methyltransferase activity. Gene Ontology annotation, biological process: protein modification process. Gene Ontology annotation, cellular component: cytoplasm. Lineage: Eukaryota; Metazoa; Arthropoda; Insecta; Diptera; Culicidae.
UUUCUAACUGGGGUGUAUAUUUUUAAUCGUUUAUUUUUUCGGAAGUAAUUUGUAACAAAAUCAGGUCUAUUCAAAACGAGUUCUCCACGUAAUACAAACAACGGAACUUUAAGUUUCGUCGGCCUGGUUUGCGGUCUUUGUUUGAUAAUAGCAUUUCAGGACACAGCAAUGGCUUGGCGCUCAAGGGGACUUAGUAAUGCCGAUCUUAUUCGUCAGCUGCAAGAGUAUGGAGUAAUUAAAAGUGAUGCUGUUGCACAAGCAAUGACGGCUACGGACAGAAAAUUCUAUGUUGCCAGCAAUUUGAACCCUUACGUCGAUUCACCCCAGCGUAUUGGACAUGGUGCCACUAUAAGUGCUCCUCACAUGCAUGCAUAUGCGCUGGAACUGUUGGAAAAUCAUUUAAAAGCAGAUAGUAAAGUUUUAGAUGUUGGAUCUGGCUCUGGCUAUCUAACGGCAUGCUUUGCUCGUUACAUUCUUCGACAUGAAAAUUCAACUGGAUUUGUAGUCGGCAUUGAACACCACCCUAAGCUUGUUGAAUUAGGCAAAAAUAAUAUCAAAGCGGAUGAUGAAACGCUCAUUGAUACCGGAAAAGUUAUUCUUAUUGAGGGAGAUGGUCGACAAGGGUGUAAAGAGCAUGCACCUUAUGAUUGCAUACAUGUUGGAGCAGCUGCCCCAGAAACACCACAGGAACUUAUCAAUCAACUGAAGCCUGGUGGACGGCUGAUAGUUCCAGUUGGACCAGAUGGUGGAACACAGUACUUGGAGCAGUACGAUAAGGAUGGAAACGGAAAAGUCUCAAAGACCCGUUUGAUGGGAGUAAUGUACGUGCCGUUAACGGAUUUACACACGUGAUGCCCUAGCAGAACGAGUCUAUUUAUAGCUGUGCGUGUGUUACUGUUGCUUACGUUGCUAUUGCUUUUUGGGUACAGUUUAAAAAAGAAAUUUUUUUAAACGUCCAGUAAGCAAAUCUUGAUUAGUUUGUUGUGUGCUUCUCACUUUAAUUAUAUUUAUUUUUCUCCUCGUCAUCUACUGCGUUAUAUAUGACAUUGCUGUAGUGAAAAGGCGUCGAAAAUUUGCACCAAAUAAAUAUUGCAA